Oryzias melastigma (Indian medaka) is the source of this 5282-nucleotide messenger RNA. RefSeq lists its product as uncharacterized. The record is from RefSeq and is a predicted model, not a curated record. The transcript has 2 exons. Bases 1 to 3852 code for a protein of 1283 amino acids. NCBI's taxonomy places the organism in Eukaryota, Metazoa, Chordata, Actinopteri, Beloniformes, Adrianichthyidae.
AUGGAGCCUAAACCUGUCCUCACCACGGACACAGUCAGGCCGCCAUCGAGAGCGUGCACGUGUGGGAAUAAAAUAGCCGGAGCAGACACCCACUCUGCUUGUGCUUCGUGUCUGGGGCUGCAACACGCCCAGGAUGCGUUAGCAUCUCCGGUCACAUGUGAGCACUGCGCACGGCUCUCCACCAAAACCCGCAAACGGCGGCUCUCGCGCCAAGUGAGCCUGUCAGCGGUAGACCCGAUGAUGGGGGUAGCCAUUCCCCCGCCGCCGGAGUUAACCGACUGCGCCCGCGGAAAUUCAUCCCCCAUGGAUGCCAGCUGGGGCGACCAGCUUGACGCUGCCGCCCCGCUGAGCGACCAUGAGGAGCCUUACGAGGCCGCACCUCCGGAGCAGCAUGACGCCGCUGGCGCCGAGUCUGACUCCGAAGAUGAGUCCAUCAGCCUCGGAUCCGAAGAGGACGAGGAGGACUGCGGACCUUUUAUCUUUCCCGCGGCUGCGAAGCCGACGGGACUGACAGGCACACGCAGCGGAUCUCCAAACCCGACUGCUACGGUGGACCUGCAUGACGUCUGCAGGAGAGCAGCUGCAAAGCUGGGCGUGGAGUGGCCUGAAACCCCCACCGAGACCCCCGUGUCUCGCUACGAGGGAAAACGGCUCCCGAAAGCCAAAUCUCCUGGUCGACAGCUGUUGCCGGUCUUCCCAGAGUGCCUGGAGGAGGCGACCCGGUCGUGGAGCAAUCCACUCACCGCCAAGAACCCCACCUUCGGGAACUCGGCGCUUGACUGGGCUGGCAUGGAGGAAAAUGGCUUCGCCCACAUUCCUCCAGUGGAACCUCUGCUGGCGUCCCACCUGCACCCGACGCAGAAACCCAGCAUGACGUCCGCGAGCCCCGCCUUACCCUCAAAAUCUGAUGGGUUCCAGUCUACGCUGACCGACAAAGGCUACAGGGCGGUAGCCUCGUCAGUAAAGGCCCUGAACGCAUCAUCUCUGCUCCUCGCUUAUCAGGCGGAAAUUCAGGAGCAGAUGUCAGCCUCUCCGACCUCAGACCUGUGGGACGAACUGUGCGUGGUGACGGACCUCUGCCUGCGCCUACACAGAUCCGCUGUCCAAGCCGCCGGACGGGCUAUGGCCCUCAUGGUGACUCAGGAGAGGGCGAGAUGGCUGAACCUCUCGAGUCUGUCUCAGAAGGAGAAGACUCAUCUCCUCGACGUUCCCGUGGACCCUAAAGGUUUAUUUGGACCAGCGGUGGCCACGAUGCAGAAACGGUGCGAGGAAAAGAAGAGAGAAGGCGAGGCCCUCCAGCUCUGCCUGCCCAGGAAGGCGCUCCCUCUCUCAGCUGCACCGCGUCAGACCUUCGCUCAGGCUGUGGCUCGACCGGCUUUUCGCAUCCCCAGGCGUCAGCCCCAACCACAGUCGGACGACCGCGGUCACGGCAAACCCACGGAGCUGAAAGCACCGGGAACUCCAAGAAAAAGAGACGUGCCACCUGAGACACUCUCUACCGGGAGGAGGAGCGGGCUCGGCCAGACACCUGCCCUCACCCUCCCACACAACGUUCUGUUCUGUUCAACGUUCAAGCCCUCCAAAAGGCGUGCAGAGGAUGCGCUGGCGCUCCCAGCACACAGCCAGUUGAAAAGGAGGAAGACCGGACCAGCAGAGAGCUCAGUGGAGCCACAGCUGCGUUCAGUAAAUGCUCACAAGAGCACAAGCACACACCAGUGCAAAUAUGUUCUGUUAUUAAACAAAAUGUGUUCAAUAAAAACUGUCCCAUGCGCAUGUCUCAGCUCAAUGCACAACGCGCGCACACGCGGGCAGGAAAACACAAAAAGGGGAACAGAACGGUACGAGCCUGCGCAGCUGCACAUGAGGCUGCGGGGGGGAACUCCCCCCGCGCCACUGCAGCCCAGGUGUCUUGGAACGAGCAGUGCACGACCCGUGCACGCGCACUCCGCACUGCUCGCUCAUUUUCCAAAGCCGCCACAUCUCGGGCCGCUGUCAGCGAAUGCACGAGCAUGGCGAGACUGUGGGGCUUCCAGCUGGGUAAUGAAAACUGUAACCAGAGGUUACAGGCUUCAGUUUGCAUUCACACCCCCCCGUUUCAACGGCAUUCUGCACUCGCAGGCUCACGGGGAGAGAGCGCGCAUCUUACAAGCCGAGAUCGCGGCGCUCAUGAACAAAAAUGCAAUCCAGCCCGUUCCGCCAGCGCAGAGCGCGGACGGAUUUUAUUCCCGGUACUUUCUGGUUCCGAAACGGGACGGAGGUCUCCGCCCAAUUCUAGAUCUGCGUGCUCUGAACAAAUACUUAAGACAGUACACGUUCAGAAUGCUGACUCACGCAGCUCUGAUGCGAUUCGUGCGUCAAGGGGACUGGUUCAUCUCCAUAGAUCUGAAAGACGCGUACUUUCACAUCCCUAUUUAUCCCCCGCACAGAAAGUAUCUACGAUUUGCCUUUCAGGGGAAGACAUACGAAUAUGUGGUUCUCCCGUUUGGCCUCUCUUUAAGCCCCCGGGUGUUCGUCAAAUGUACGGAAGCGGCAAUCGCGCCUCUGAGAGAGAGAGGGAUGCGACUGGCAACGUACAUAGACGACUGGCUUCUUGCAGCGCAAUCUCCCAGAGAUCUUUCUGCGCACGCAGAGCUGCUUACGUCACACUUGAUCGCAUUGGGUUUCACUAUAAACUGGGACAAGAGCGUCUUGAUUCCAGCCCAAACGAUCACCUUCAUCGGGCUUUCUCUGGACUCAAAAGAGUUCAGAGCGCGACUCUCCGCGGACAGACUGAGAGCCUUUCGGGCUUGUCUGGCGCUGUUCCGAAGGGGGGCGUGUCUCCGGUUCAGGCAGUGCCUCAGACUGCUGGGUCUGAUGGCGUCUGCAUUAAUAGUGGUCCCGUUAGGUCGUCUAUACAUGCGACCGUUUCAGCGGUGGGUGGCGUCGCUCAACCUGAGCCCCGCUCGCCACGCCCACCGCAGAGUUCAUAUAACGGUAACGUGUGCUGUCACCCUCCAUCCAUGGAGGAGCGCGCACUUCCUAACCAGGGGCGUUACCAUGGGAACCAUCCAAACACGGAAAAUUGUGACCACGGAUGCUUCGUUGACAGGCUGGGGAGCCACACACGAAGGCAUGACAGUGAACGGUUCAUGGAGCUCUCACAUGCAGUCAGUUCACAUAAACUGCCUGGAGCUCCUGGCCGUGUCUCUGGCACUGAAACAUUUCCUGCCCCGCUUGAGGGGGGAGCAUGUUCUGGUCAGAACCGACAAUACCACUGUAGUGGCAUAUAUCAACAAGCAGGGGGGGCUGCGCUCACGUCGUCUGCACACGUUGGCACACAGACUGAUAGUAUGGAGCAGCUCUCACCUGCUGUCAUUGAGAGCCAUCCACGUUCCGGGCAUUAUGAACCGCGCAGCGGAUCUACUGUCCAGGGGCAACCCUCGCUACAGGGAAUGGAAGCUCCACAGCGAUGUGGUGGCUCAGAUAUGGACCAUCUACGGUCGAGCAGAGAUCGACCUUUUUGCAUCAGCGGAGAAUGCGCAGUGUCCCAAGUUUUACUCCCUGACCGAUCAGGGCCUUCCUCUGGGACUGGACGCAUUAGCGCACGAAUGGCCGAAGGCCCUGCUGUAUGCGUUUCCUCCACUGGAGUUGAUACCCCCCACCCUGGCCAGGGUACGAGGUGGGCACCAUUCUCUCAUCCUGAUAGCUCCACGCUGGCCUGGGAAACCCUGGCUAGCCGAGAUUUUUCAGCUGAUGGACAGGGAACCAUGGCCACUUCCCCUCCGCAGAGACCUGCUGUCGCAGGCGCGCGGGGAAAUCUUCCAUCCUCAUCCAGGUCAUAUGGCACUAUGGGCCUGGCCUGUGAGAGGUUAAACCUGACCGCCACGGGUCUCCCACAAAACGUUGUGGAAACGAUUCAAAACGCCAGAGCUUCCUCUACACGUUGGCGUAUGAUGGAAAAUGGCGUGCGUUUGAGGACUGGUGCGCUAAAAGCACUGUGGUGGCUUAUCAGAGUUCUGUGGCUGACAUUCUGUCAUUUCUGCAGAACCUGUUGGACAAGGGUCUAGCUUUCUCCACCAUUAAGGUGUACUUAGCUGCUAUAUCGGCCUGCCAUGUCGGUUUUGGAAACAGAACGGCGGGCCAGCAUCCGCUCGUGGUACAGUUCAUGAGGGGAGCGCGCCGACUUAGGCCGGUGUCCAGGAGCCUGGUCGCUCCUUGGGAUUUAUCCUUGGUGCUCGAUGUGUUGACACGUUCACCUUUUGAGCCUCUGCAGCAGGUCGAGCUUAAGGUGCUCUCCUUAAAAACGGCUUUGCUGAUUGCACUGGUUUCUGCAAAACGUGUGAGCGAUAUUCAUGCGUUGUCAGUUAACCCGUCAUGCAUGCAAUUUUCCAGGGGGGAUUCAAGGGUUCUGUUGAAACCUAAUCCUGCCUUUUUACCCAAGGUUUUUGAUUCGGCUGUGUCAAGCCGCCCUCUUGAGCUAUCAGCCUUCUACCCACCGCCUUUUGCCUCUGUUGAGCAAGAGCGGCUUCAUGCACUCUGCCCGGUCCGAGCUCUGCGCAUUUAUACGGAAAUGACCUCUGACUUCAGAAAGUCAGAACAGCUGUUUGUGUCAUGGGCUCCACCGCACAAGGGUAGACCUCUCACUAAGCAACGUUUGUCACGUUGGAUUGUGGAGGCUAUUGUCAUGGCUUAUAAUGUCAGGGGAUUGGAACCCCCUGCUUAUCUGCGGGCUCACUCCACACGUGGAAUGGCCUCUUCUUGGGCACUAUUUCAAGGGAUCUCGGUAGGUGACAUAUGUGAAGCUGCCAGCUGGGCUUCACCCCACACCUUCACCAGAUUCUAUAAACUGGAUGUGACUACACCAACUCUGUCUCACGCAGUGUUAGGUGUGGCUUCUGCGCCAGUUUGAAAAGACCGUGUACUUCUUAGUCUUCAAGUAAGCCUGUCUGGCAAUCCGGGAGUCUCUAUAUCCCAUAGUGAGAUACCGAAUGAAUGUUGAAAGAGAACGUUAGGUUAAGAAAUUAACCCUGGUUCUCUGAAACAUGAGUGAGGUAUCUCACCAGACAACCCUUCUUGCCUGGAGCGAGAAGAGGUGAGCUUUCUUAGACUGAGGAGAGGAAGAUGACGUCCCACUUAUAUACUAGAAGGAAGUCCCUCCUCCUAGAGUGGACGUCACUUCCUGACGGCCAGUCAGGACUGGCGUAAUGUGAAAAAAGCUUCUGGGGACAGCGCAUAGGGGGCGUGUCCCAUAGUGAGAUACCUCACUCAUGUUUCAGAGAACCAGGGUUAAUUUCUUAACCUAA